AUGCCAAACACUCCCAUUAAGAUGCCUUCCUUUUUGGAGGAACCAAACAACACCACUUCCCCUACCUGUUUUGCUCAAUUUUACCAACCUGAGGUUGUUUGUAUCCAUGAAAGUAGCUGCCUUCAACACAGUACAAAAGUUGCUCUUCGUAAUAAUGAGCCUUCUGUGAGAAACAAACAUAGCCCAGACUCUUCCAUAAUUGUUGAUAAACUAGAGAUUGGUGAGCAAGUCACUCAGAAGCUGAAUCCUAUGGACAAGAAGAGGAGGUACCCAGACGGUUCUUCCAUGAGUUCUGCUCAGUCAAAGGAUGUGAGAGAAUUGAAAGGGAAGAAGAAAAAAAGAAGCAGUGUAGGAAUGAAAGAUGGUGAUCAAGCUCAGAGCAAGCCUACGGGUAAUAAAAAAGAUGGGAAGAAAGUCGUUGAAGAAGCUCCAACAGGCUACAUUCAUGUAAGAGCAAGGAGGGGCCAAGCAACAGACAGCCACAGCCUAGCAGAGAGGGUAAGGAGAGAGAAAAUAAAGGAAAAGAUGAAGUUGUUGCAAGCUAUUGUUCCUGGGUGUGACAAGAUGAAGUUGUUGCAAGCUAUUGUUCCUGGGUGUGACAAGGUAACUGGAAAGGCCCAUAUGUUGGAUGAAAUAAUUAACUAUGUCCAGUCCCUACAAAAUCAAGUAGAGUUCCUUUCUAUGAAGCUUGCUUCCCUGAAUCCCAUGUUCUAUGACUUUGGAAUGGACACAGAUGGUUUUAUGGCUAGACAUGAGCCCACAGGAUUUUCGAACAGAACCAAUAGUUUCACCACAGAGAAUAACUAUCCUCUUGUGGACAGUUCAAAUCCACUUCUGUUUCAACAAGGGCAGUUGCUAAAUAAUCUCUCUCAGGCUACUGGACAGCUCUUAUGGGAUAUAGAUGAGCAAAGGCAAAAGUUUAUAAAUCAAUCUGGUUUCAGCAACAACUUGUGCUCUUUCUAUUAAUAUCAGACCAAGAGCUGCCCUACACACAUCUGUUUGUAGGGAGAUUUCAAUGCACACAAACAUAGAGGAAACUAAAAUAUUGAGGGCAUAAGUUCAAAGCUGCUUAUUCUUUAGUAUCAAUUCUUAUUGUUCAUCACAUCAAGGCUCUGAUUCAAAGCAAAGUUGAUAAUGGAGUCUGCUCAAGCUAUGAAUAAAGGGCAUGAAGCAUAAUCCAUGGAUGGAGAACACAAGGGAGACACCAAAGGACAGCUAAAACCGACCAUAUUAGACCUGCAGAUCUCAUGUAGAUCCCUUGUUCCUGACCCAAUUUGUGUCAUAGUGAUAGCUGAAAUGAUGUAAAAAUCGGACCUAAUUUCUUGUACUAAUCAAUUUACCUAAUUUCUUGUCCCUUUUGUUAAAUUUUACUGUUGCCUUGAC
Messenger RNA from Ilex paraguariensis (yerba mate), 1383 nucleotides. The record is from the annotation of a GenBank genome assembly. NCBI's taxonomy places the organism in Eukaryota, Viridiplantae, Streptophyta, Magnoliopsida, Aquifoliales, Aquifoliaceae.